UGAGUAUCGGCGGUAUCAACUUGCGCUCUCCACUCCCACAAUUCCUUGCGAGUGUCCGUCAACAAACUUCAGCCCUACGUCUCCCGGUAAAUACACGUGGGGAGUUCUAGUACGCUGCUACUACACCGAAGGCCAAACAGAGGAUGGCGAGUGAGGACGUGGAGCGACUUCUCAUCCAGUUUCAGAAUGAGGAAGGCGAAGUUCUUGGUUCGCCGUUUGAUGUGCCUCUGGACAUUACUCCAGAUAAACUACAGCUGGUCUGUAAUGCACUGCUGCAGAAGGAUGAACCGGUACCAUUGGCAUUUUUUGUGCGUGGAGAGGCUGAGGUGGUGUCCAAUCUGGGCUCCUGUGUUAAAACUCUUGCUGUAGAGACAGAGCAAGUCCUGCCAGUUGUUUACCAGCCUCAGGCCGUGUUUAGGGUCAGAGCGGUAGCCCGCUGCACCAGCACUCUGCAGGGACACACGGAAGCUGUCAUCUCCACUGCAUUCAGCCCCACUGGCAAAUAUCUGGCCAGUGGGUCAGGUGAUACCACAGUGCGUUUUUGGGAUUUGACAACUGAGACGCCUCAUCACACAGCCAGAGGUCACACACACUGGGUUCUCAGCAUUGCCUGGUCCCCAGAUGGCAAGAAGCUGGCGUCUGGGUGCAAGAACAGUCAAAUUUUUCUUUGGGAUCCAGUGACGGGUGCACAGAUAGGGAAGACUUUGACAGGACACUCUAAGUGGAUCACAUGGCUGUGCUGGGAACCUCUUCAUCUAAACCCAGAGUGUCGCUUCCUGGCCAGUAGCUCCAAAGACGGAUCAGUUCGUAUCUGGGACACAGUGCUGGGUCGCUGUGAGAAGAUUCUGACCGGACACACACAGUCGGUCACAUGUGUGAAGUGGGGAGGGGAUGGGCUUCUGUACACGUCUUCUCAGGACAGAACAGUUAAAGUGUGGAGAGCAAAAGAUGGUGUGCAGUGCAGAACGCUGCAUGGUCAUGCUCACUGGGUGAACACACUGGCCCUCAGUACAGACUAUGUCCUGCGGACCGGUGCUUUUGAACCCGCGACUGCCACAGUAAACCCACAGGACCUCUCUGGAUCAUUGGAUGAGCUGAAGGAGAGAGCUUUGCAGAGAUACAACAAAGUUAGAGGCACGGCGCCUGAGCGCUUGGUGUCUGGCUCGGAUGAUUUCACUUUGUUCCUAUGGAACCCUGCAGAGGAGAAGAAGCCUCUGGCCAGAUUGACUGGCCACAGUGCUCUGGUCAAUGAAGUGCUCUUCUCUCCAGACACCAGACUUCUCGCAUCUGCUUCAUUUGAUAAAUCAAUCAAGAUCUGGGAUGGACGCACUGGAAAGUACUUGAUGUCUCUGCGUGGCCACGUGGGGUCUGUGUAUCAGGUGGCCUGGUCAGCAGACAGCAGAUUGCUGGUCAGUGGAAGCAGUGACAGCACAUUGAAAGUUUGGGACAUGAAAACCGGAAAGCUUAACAUGGACCUACCAGGCCACGCCGAUGAGGUUUAUGCCGUAGACUGGAGUCCUGAUGGUCAAAGAGUGGCCAGUGGUGGGAAAGAUAAAUGUCUCAGAAUAUGGUGAAGAUAACCACAACUGAGGCCAGGAUACAUGUCUUUUUCUGUUAAGAAAAAAAAUCACCGACAGCUGGAGCAAAAGGAGACGAGACGGAACCUAAUCCUCUUGUUUGGCUUCAAUGUGCUGUCUGUAAAAGUGACAUUGUGUCAAGGAAAUUCACUCUGCUCAUGAUGACGAUGUCACGACUCUAAAGGUAUUUCAGAAAGAUGAGAUAUUUACGUCAGUACGAGACAGGCGCUAGACUGGCAAAAUUGUCAGUAUCAACGUCACGGCUCAUCUUUGUAGUUAUUCUAUUCAUGGUCUGAUUUGUAGCUGACAUUAUUAUAUAGAGAUAAAACAAGAAAACAAACUAGGAAAAUAUUUCAAUAAGACUGUCUCUAAACCAAAAAAAAAAGUUUAACCUAUUUCUAAGAACGACUUCAGUCGUCCCAUCUGGGUCAACAGGUGGACUGAGACAACAGCCGGUGUGUCUGCUAAUACCAUUUUCUGUGUUGUUAAUGCUGGCAAACACCGGCUCUGCUGCCUCUUUGUCAGCCUUUAAUCUCCUCAGCUCCAGGAUCAGCUCAGCCUGACACCACAGUGUAUAUAUGUGAAUGGAUGGCUGUUUGUAUGGUUUUUAACAUAAAUUCUUUAUCAACAUCUUUUUACUUAAUGAUAAAAAUUCUAUACAUAUACUAUGAUCUUGUACACAGAUGACAUCAUGGAGGUGCAUACAGUACAUGAUCACUAAUAAACAAUGUCUAUCUUUGCUUAAAACAUGUUUAUUGACUUAUACUUGGACCAAUCACGGCAUAGUUUCAAUGUUUUUGCAAAUCUGAUCAUGAAAGUUAAACUGUAAUGUAACAGGAAGUAAUCCAGUGGGUCUGAGCAUCUUAGGUUUUUGAACGAUCCGAACAAUUUGUAUUGGAGCAUGAUCAAUAAGGCUAACGUGUGCUGUUCACCUAGUCAUACUGAGCAGCAAAGGAAUAAAGAGGUCUGUAGAGGUGUGCAUCCGUGAAUAAAAGAUAUAAAAAAAA
Cynoglossus semilaevis (tongue sole) is the source of this 2584-nucleotide messenger RNA. It is a transcript of the gene nle1, whose product is annotated as notchless homolog 1 (Drosophila). Gene Ontology annotation, cellular component: nucleolus. Gene Ontology annotation, molecular function: protein binding. The transcript has 13 exons. The record is from RefSeq and is a predicted model, not a curated record. NCBI's taxonomy places the organism in Eukaryota, Metazoa, Chordata, Actinopteri, Pleuronectiformes, Cynoglossidae. The coding region runs from base 144 to 1574 and encodes 476 amino acids. Gene Ontology annotation, biological process: ribosomal large subunit assembly; Notch signaling pathway.